AUGAAUGGCAAAUGGGAUUGUGGAGCUCUUUGUCAAGGUGAAACCUCGCAACUUCAAAUCCUAUCCCUCAUCAAAAGCGAUAAUACAAUCACACACGGCUCUUCUGUUGGGAUGGUGGCUUUGCAGCAUCGAACUAGAUCAAUUAUUGUUACAUUUCGUGGUAUGAUAUUUCCAGGGGACUGGGAUAGAAACCAUCGGCUGGUUCGCAUAGACUUGGAGAAAUAUCGUUUAAAAAAUAGAGCAGUGGAUAUUCCCAAAGAAGCAAAGAUACAUGAAGGAUUUCUUAAAGCAUAUAUGAAGCUGCGUGAUCAAGUGAAUUGGUCACUUCAAAUAGCUUUAGGCUUGUAUCCCGAGUAUAGCAUAUUUUUUUCUGGGCAUUCACUCGGAGGAGUUGCUGCAACUCUUGCAGCAAUAGACUCUGCAGUGUAUUUUGGCAAUGAGAUUACCAAUCGGAUACAUCUCUUUACUUUUGGAUCGCCGAGAAUAGGCAAUAAACAAUGGGCCACAUGGGUGACUGAAAUUGGGUUGGCCAGUGUGUAUCGUGUUGCUCACAUCAGCGAUCCAGUACCCCAUAUGCCCUCCUCGAUCAUGGGGUAUCAGCAUAUAUCUAGCGGAACAAUUAUACUUUCAGACAAGACAAAUGCAUUGUGUACCACACUUGGCAAUCCAAGAGAUUCAGCCAAAUGUAUGCAGAUCGCACUCGUAAAUCCUGACCCCAAAGUCCACGUCUCGGGUUACUUUUGGCCAUCGUAA
This is a messenger RNA of Batrachochytrium dendrobatidis JAM81, 753 nucleotides long. RefSeq lists its product as uncharacterized. The record is from RefSeq and is a predicted model, not a curated record. The transcript has 4 exons. Bases 1 to 753 code for a protein of 250 amino acids. Lineage: Eukaryota; Fungi; Chytridiomycota; Chytridiomycetes; Rhizophydiales. Gene Ontology annotation, biological process: lipid metabolic process.